GAUCGUUCAUUCUAAAAUUGGUUUUUAAUAGAAAGUCAGCCAGCUUGUUCGUUGAUAAUCGAUCAGUCUCUAGCUCGCUCCAGCUAGAAUGUCUCUCUCCUGUCGAUUCUACAAGCACAGAUACCCCAAGCUAGAAGAUGUAGUGAUGGUUAACGUGCGCUCUAUAGCGGAAAUGGGCGCAUACGUAACGCUACUAGAGUACAACAACACAGAGGGAAUGAUCAUGCUCAGCGAGUUGUCUAGGAGAAGAAUAAGAUCUAUUAACAAGCUGGUGAGGAUUGGACGGAACGAGUGUGUGGUGGUGAUCAGAGUAGACGAAACAAAAGGUUACAUUGAUCUAUCCAAGCGACGUGUGUCCCCCGAAGAGAUACAAAAAUGUGAAGAAAAGUAUUCCAAAGGAAAAACGGUGAACAGCAUCCUGAGGAACGUGGCGUCAAAGUUGGAGUAUGAGAACGAACAGCUGGAGAGUCUCUACGAGCGAACGGCCUGGACCCUGGAAGACAAGACUGGUAUCCCAAGUAGCUCCUACGACCUCUUCAAGAAGGCUGUUGUAAACCCUGAAGUGUUGGAUGACUGCAUAUUUGAGAGUGAUGAAGAGAAGGAAACACUCAUCACUAACAUCAAGCACCGACUUACCCCACACCCCGUCAAGAUCAGAGCAGAUGUGGAAGUGUCCUGCUAUGCUUAUGAAGGCAUCGACGCUGUCAAGAGUGCACUGAAAGCUGGUCUGACGCAAUCCACUGAGGCCUUCCCUAUCAAAAUCAAUUUAAUAGCCCCACCCCAAUAUGUCAUCACCGUGACAACCUUAGAGCGGACUGAAGGAAUAGCCAAGCUCAACACUGCUAUUCAGAUCAUCAGGGAAACUAUUGAAGAGAAAGAUGGCCUCUUUAAUAUCAAAAUGGAGCCGAAGGUGGUGACUGAUGUGGAUGAAGAGGAGUUGAGGAAGCAAAUGGAAGAGCUGCAGCUGGCCAAUCAAGAGGUUGCCGGGGAUGAUGACGCCUCUGAUAAUGAGGCAGGGGCUGAAAAUGGGGACGAUUGACAUUUUUAUUAUAGCUGCUGUUGCAAAGUCGGUGUGUAUAAUUAUGUUCAUUUUGUAUUUUGCAAUUUAAAUCAUUAAUUGGAAUCUGGAA
Molecule: messenger RNA, 1130 nt
Organism: Halichondria panicea
Lineage: Eukaryota; Metazoa; Porifera; Demospongiae; Suberitida; Halichondriidae
Product: eukaryotic translation initiation factor 2 subunit 1-like
Exons: 6
Coding region: 89-1039 (316 amino acids)
Biological process (GO): translational initiation
Cellular component (GO): eukaryotic 48S preinitiation complex; eukaryotic translation initiation factor 2 complex
Molecular function (GO): RNA binding; ribosome binding; translation initiation factor activity
Source: RefSeq, a predicted model, not a curated record